Molecule: messenger RNA, 6207 nt
Organism: Alosa sapidissima (American shad)
Lineage: Eukaryota; Metazoa; Chordata; Actinopteri; Clupeiformes; Clupeidae
Gene: supt6h
Product: SPT6 homolog, histone chaperone and transcription elongation factor
Exons: 1
Coding region: 146-5428 (1760 amino acids)
Biological process (GO): transcription elongation-coupled chromatin remodeling; positive regulation of transcription elongation by RNA polymerase II; transcription elongation by RNA polymerase II
Cellular component (GO): transcription elongation factor complex
Molecular function (GO): histone binding; nucleosome binding; DNA binding
Source: RefSeq, a predicted model, not a curated record
CCCAUCGAAAACAAAACGCGUUUUAGGCUGCCAUGUUUGUUCAACGCUGCGGACUGUUGUAAAAGGAAUUGGCGUAUUUCUUGUCAAAAUCCAAAGGAUUACAACACAUUUCACUGUAAAGAAGUUAGUGUAAGUAAAAGUAAAUAUGUCCGACUUCAUAGACAGUGAGGCUGAAGAGUCGGAGGAAGAGUUUGAGGAGAAAGACUUAAAACCUCGAAAGACUCAGAAAUUCACAGAGGAUGAUGAGGAGGAGGAAGAAGAGAAUGCAGAGGAUCAGGAUGAGCGUGGAAACUUGCGCGGGCUCAUCAACGACGACGACGACGAUGAUGAUGAAGAAGAAGAACCAAGAGGUAGUGUUGCAGGCAGUGGCAGCGGCAGCGAUUCAGGUGAAGAAGUCCGUCGCCGUAAGAAACGUACUUAUGAUGAUUACUUGGACGAAGAUGACCUCGAUCUUAUCGAAGAGAACUUGGGUGUCAAAGUUAAGAGAAGAAAAAAGAGGUUUGAACGUCUUAGAAACAUGGACGAUGACGAAGAGGAUGAUGAGAAGGAUUUGAUUGCUGAUGAAAUCUUCACUGGUGAUGGAGACGGUGAUGGGGAGGUUGAAGACGGAGAGACAGUGGAUGUGCAGUUGGCUCAUGCAGGUGAGGAAGAGGAGGAGGAAGAUGAGGAAUCAGACAUUGAUGACUUUAUAGUGGAUGAUGACGGCCAGCCACUGAGAAAGAAAAAAGGCAAGAAAUUCUCGGGCUAUACAGAUGCGGCCCUACAGGAAGCCCAGGAGAUCUUUGGUGGCGAUUUUGACUACUCUGACUUUGAUGCUGAGCCUUUUGACCAGGGUGAAGAGGAGGAGGAUGAUCAGGAGGAUGAGGCCUGGGACAGGCCUAAAAAGCAGGUAAAGAGGAAAACGGGUCGCCGCAGCAUCUUUGAUGUCUAUGAGCCCAGUGAGUUGGAGAGCAGUCACAUGACAGACCAGGACAAUGAGAUCCGAAGCACAGACAUGCCAGAGAGAUUCCAGCUGCGUACCAUUCCUGUGAAGCCCGCUGAGGAUGAUGAGCUAGAGGAGGAGGCAGAGUGGAUCUUCAGAAAUGCCUUCUCCAACUCCACCAUCUCAAUGCAAGACAGCACAGACUACCUGAACCCUGGCUCAAACCCCACUUUCAGUUACAAACAGCCCCAGACUGUCAGCAAGAUUAAAGAGGCCCUGAACUUCAUGAGGAACCAGCACUUUGAGGUACCCUUCAUUGCAUUCUACAGAAAAGAGUAUGUGGAGCCGGAGCUAAACAUUAACGCAUUGUGGAAAGUCUGGCAGUGGGAUGCAAAGUGGACUCACCUGAGAACGCGUAAAGAGAAUCUAACCCGGCUCUUCAAUAAAAUGCAGUCAUAUCAGUUUGAGCAAAUUUCUGCCGAUCCUGAUAAGCCACUGGCAGAUGCUGUCCGCCCACUGGACACUGCAGACCUGACAAGACUUAAAGACGUCCAAUCCUUUGACGAACUCAGAGAUGUUUACCAACACUUCCAACUGUAUUAUGGGCAGGACAUCCCUAGGAUGCAGAAUGCAGCCAAAACUGUUAAGAAAAAAAUAACAAAGAUUAAGAAAAUCAUUACUGAUGAGGACGGUGAGGAAGAGGAGGAGGAGGAGGAGAUAGAGGAGGAGGAAGAACACAAGGGCCCAGUGUUAAAGAUGGCCUCCCGCAGAGACAUGUACAGCAUUUGUCAAAGAGUUGGUCUCGACGGACUCGCCAAGAAAUUCGGUCUGACACCUGAGCAGUUCGGUGAGAACUUGCGUGACAGCUACCAGCGGCACGAGACAGAGCAGUUCCCCGCUGAGCCCCUGGAGUUGGCCAAAGACUACGUCUGCGGCCAGUUCAGCACACCAGAGGCAGUGCUGGAAGCCGCACGCUACAUGGUAGCCCUCCAGAUCGCCCGCGAGCCUCUAGUCAGGCAUGUGAUCAGGCAGACCUUCCAGGAGAGGGCAAAGAUCAACAUCAAACCCAGCAAAAAGGGCAAAAAGGACAUAGAUGAGGCACACUAUGCCUACGCUUUCAAAUACCUAAAAAACAAGCCUGUGAAAGAGUUAACUGGAGAACAGUUUCUGAAAAUGUGCCAGGCUGAGGAAGAAGGCCUGCUCACCAUGGACAUCAACAUUGACUUAAUGGGCGUCAGUGGCUACGGCGGCGACCCGACCUACUUUGACGAGAUCAAGCAGUUCUACUACAGAGACGAGUUCAGCCACCAGGUGCAGGAGUGGAACAAGCAGCGUGCCAUGGCCAUCGAACAGGCCCUGAAGCAGUUCCUGUACCCGCAGAUGACCAAAGAGCUGAAGUUCAAGCUCAUCACAGAGGCCAAGGACCACAUCGUCCGGUCGUGCUGCAAGAAGCUGUGCAACUGGCUGAAAGUGGCGCCCUAUCGUCCCGAGCAGCAGAUGGAGGAGGACGACGACCUGAUGGACGAGACGCAGGGCAAGGGCAUCCGGGUGUUGGGGGUGGCCUACGCCGGCGGCAGGGACAACCCGGUGUUCUGCUGUCUCAUCAACGGAGAGGGAGAGGUGAUCGACUUCCUGCGCCUGCCCAACUUCCUGAAGAGGAGGAACGCCUGGAACGAGGACGAGAGGGAGAAGAAGCUGAACGACAUCGAGACUCUGAAAAAGUUCCUCCUCAGCAAGAAGCCGCACGUCGUGGCCGUCGCCGCGGAGAACCGCGACUCGCAGAUGGUGUUGGAGGACAUCAAGCGCACGCUGCAGGAACUUGAACAGGACUCCUCUCUGCCUGCGGUCGGGGUGGAGCUCGUGAACAACGACCUGGCAACGCUUUACAUGAACAGCAAGAAAUCCGAGGCGGACUUCCGUGACUACCCCCCGCUUUUGCGACAGGCGGUGUCCGUGGCCAGGCAGAUUCAGGACCCCCUGGUGGAGUUCGCCCAGGUGUGCAGCAGCGACGAGGACAUCCUCUGCCUCAAGCUGCACCCCCUUCAGGAGCAGGUGGACAAGGACGAGCUCCUGACAGCUCUGUACCGCGAGUUCAUCAACCGGGUGAACGAAGUGGGCGUGGACGUGAACCGCGCCAUCGCUCACCCGUACACGCAGAGCCUGGUGCAGUACAUCUGCGGCCUGGGCACAAGGAAGGGCUCCCACCUUCUCAAGAUCCUGAAGCAGAACAACACGCGACUGGAGAACCGCACCCAGCUGGUCACCAUGUGCCACAUGGGUCCCAAGGUCUUCAUCAACUGCGCCGGCUUCAUCAAGAUCGACACGGCCUCGCUGGGCGACAGCACUGACUCCUACAUCGAGGUGCUGGACGGCUCGCGCGUCCACCCUGAGACCUACGAGUGGGCGCGCAAGAUGGCCGUGGACGCCCUGGAGUACGACGAGUCGGCGGAGGACGCCAACCCAGCGGGCGCACUGGAGGAGAUCCUGGACAAUCCAGAGCGGCUCAAAGACCUCGAUCUGGACGCCUUCGCCGAAGAGUUGGAGCGCCAGGGCUACGGCAACAAGGGCAUCACCCUUUACGACAUCCGCGCCGAGCUCAGCUGCAGGUACAAGGACCUGCGGGCGCAGUACCGGUCGCCCAACUCCGAGCAGGUGUUCAACAUGCUGACCAAAGAGACGCCGGAGAGCUUCUACAUCGGCAAGCUCAUCACCUGUGUGGUGACUGGUAUCGCUCACCGACGCCCGCAGGGCGAGAGCUACGACCAGGCCAUCCGCAACGACGAGACGGGCCUGUGGCAGUGCCCAUUCUGUCGCCAGGACAACUUCCCUGAACUCAGCGAGGUGUGGAACCACUUCGACAGCGGCUCCUGCCCCGGCCAGGCCAUCGGCGUGCGCUCGCGCAUGGACAACGGCGUCAUGGGCUUCAUCCCGACAAAAUUCCUCAGCGACAAGGUCGUAAAGCACCCCGAGGAGCGGGUCAAGGUCGGGAUGACCGUGCACUGCCGCAUCAUGAAAAUCGACAUCGAGAAGUUUAGCGUGGACCUCACCUGCCGCACGUCCGACCUGAUGGACAAGAACAACGAGUGGAAGCUGCACAAGGACGUCUACUACGACUUCGACGCCGAGACCGAAGAGGCGAAGCGAGACGAGGAGCUCAAGAAGAAGAACCAAAGGACCACCUACAUCCGGCGCGUCAUCGCUCACCCGUCCUUCCACAACAUCAACUUCAAGCAGGCCGAGAAAAUGAUGGAGUCCAUGGACCAGGGCGACAUGGUGUUCCGGCCGAGCAGCAAGGGCGAGAGCCACCUCACGCUCACCUGGAAGAUCAGCGACGGCAUCUUCCAGCACGUGGACGUGCGCGAGGAGGGCAAAGAGAACGCCUUCAGCCUGGGCCACAAGCUGUGGAUCAACAACGAGGAGUACGAGGACUUGGACGAGAUCACGGCCAGGUUCGUCCAGCCCAUGGCGGCGUUCGCCCGCGAGCUGCUCUACCACAAGUACUUUCAGGAGUGCGAGGGCGGCAACAGGAAGAAGAUGGAGGAAAUCCUGGUCAAGUCGAAGCGAGAGAAGCCGACGUUCAUCCCUUACUACAUCUCCGCUUGCAAAGAGCUGCCGGGCAAGUUCCUCCUCGGCUACCAGCCACGGGGCAAGCCGCGGAUCGAAUACGUCUCCAUCACCCCCGACGGCUUCCGCUACCGCUCGCGCGUCUUCCCCACCGUCAACGGCCUCUUCCGCUGGUUCAAGGACCACUACCACGAACCCGUGCCCGGCGUCACCCCGAGCAGCGGCAGCCGGACGCAGACGCCAGCCUCGGUCAACGCCACACCGGCCAACAUCAACAUCGCCGAUCUGACGCGGGCGGUAAGCGCCCUGCCGCCCAACAUGACCUCGCAGAUGUUCAACGCCAUCGCAGCGGUCAAGGCCCAGGGCCAGAACCCCAACACGACCCCGGCCCAGUGGGGCUCCAGCCAGUACGCCUACAGCGGCGGCGGAGGCAGCACGGGUGGCGGCGGCGGCAGCAGCAGCGCCUACCACGUCUUCGCCACGCCGCAGCAGCCCAUGGCCACGCCCAACUACCCGAUGACGUCGCCCAGCUACAUGGCGGGCUUCAUCACGCCCGAGAUCCAGGCGGUGCCCACGCCGCGCUACCCGGGCGCCACGCCGCAGUCGUCCUACGGCGACCACGCCUCGUCCAAGUCGUCCUCGUCGUCCCACAGCCGCUCGUCGCACCACCACCACCACCAUCAGCAGCCGCCGCCGCAGCAACAGUCGUCGUCGUCGCAGCAACAGCAGGCGCAGCAGGCGCCACCGCAGCCCAAGCAGAGCAACACGGCGGUGGACUGGGCCAAGAUGGCCGAGCAGUGGCGGCAGGAGAAGGAGGCCGAGCAGCGCAAGCAGAAGACGCCACGCAUGACACCGCGCCCCUCGCCCAGCCCAAUGAUAGAAAGCACGCCCAUGUCCAUCGCCGGCGACGCCACGCCCCUGCUGGAUGAAACAGACCAGUAGAGGUGGAGGGUGAGGGUCACCCCAACACCGACAGCAACACACAACGCCCCCCCGACACCAUCCACACCCCAAAAACUCAUUCCCUCCCUCUUUCCCCCUCUCCCUUUGGUCUGCAGUGGCUUCUCAUCCCUUUAAUGCUCCCAUCCCUCAUCCGUGCUGAAACAAAGGACUAAUUGGGAUUAAAGCAUAACAAUAGUAUUUUUACAAAUGUUUUCAGUCAUAUGUGUGUCAACAUACUACUAAAAGCCUCUGUGUCGGCUUGUCCAGCUUUAUGAAUGAAGCCUAGUUAAGUAUUCAGUUUUUGAUUUUAGUUUGUUUUCUUCUUUUUCUUUCUGUUUGUUUUUGGUGGAAGGACAACGUCCAGACAAACUACCAACACCCGUGACAUGCUGACUUGAAGAGAAAAUACCAGUUACAUUGCUUUUUUUUUUUGUUGUUGUUGUUGUAAGGUUAAAUCUGAGAUAUUUUCAACACUGUGACCGACAGCAUUUUAAUCCAACAGCAGGCAUGCCUAAAGUUGAGUUCAAAAAAGGAAGAAAAGAAAAAAAAAAUAUGGCAAUGAUGUUAAUGUCGUAAUAAUGAUGGCAUCACAAUGCUUUCAGGUAUCCUCUGGCAACAGUGUCUAUUCUGAUAGGUAGCCCUUUUGUGAUGCAGCUGUUUUUCUUUUUGUAUUAUUAUUCUUAAUUCAUUUCAGGACUUAUGGAAUUUUAAAUUCAGUUACUCUUCUGUAACUUAGGAAUUGAAUUUGUCCUACAAUAAAUCAAAUUGAUAUACAGUUA